CCCGGAGAAAGUGAGCGAUCAUCGCAGCCUCUGCGCUCUCGAAACUCAAUCAGAGUAGGCGGCAGUGCGCGCGCUCCACAGCAGAUGAACUGAGAGCACAAGACCAGCCAUGAUGCUCAGCCUGCAGCUGUGUGCGCUGGAGGAGAGCUGAGGAGCUGCAGUCAUGCCGGAGAAGAGCGCACAGUAGAAGUCUUCUCACUGAGGAUGGCAGGGAUGCUGCGCGCCGCAUCACUCUCUCUGGCUCUGUGAAACAGCGCACGGUGCCCCAGACGAGCCGUACGGCAGGACCUGCGUGAGUGUGUGUGUGUGUGUGUGUCUACAGCUCAGUGGAAUGAUUUCAGAUCUCCCCAAGGUGCUGAUACUGGGGGCCAUCGCCGCCGCCUCUGCCUUUGUGGUCACCAUCCUUAUCGUCUUGGUGUGUGUGGGGUGUCAGAGAAAAAGCAAGAGCAAACAUGGCCAAGCCAACGGAGGGGCUCAGAAAAAGGAAACAGCUGCUCUGCGCCAGUCCAAGCUGAACUCAAUGAGUAAAUCUGACACCCGCCUGCAUGACAUGCACAGGCUGCCCUGCAACGCCAAUGGCGCCCCUAAGAGCCGGCCGGCCAGCAUGGAUCUUCUGCUCCUGCAUACCCGCCGCUCCAAUACUGACCUCCGUCCCAGCCCAGGCCGCCAGCUGCCUCGUGCUCCCAACAAAAAUGAGAAUGAGGAACGUGAGCACACCUACUCUGAAGUUUGCCGCCGCUCCUCUCCCACAUCCCACCCGCCAGAUGAUGGCCUAUACGAGAGUGUUGGGAUCAAAGGGGCGGGGUCUGAUAAAGCUGCCCCACCUGCUGCCCCUGCCCCGACGUCAACCAACACGCCCACUCAGCGCUGUGCCCACAGCCCGACGCUCAAUGGGAACGGCCGAGGUGGAAGCAGAGGAGGUGUGAACGGUGUGAGUCAAGACGAAGUGACGGCAGAGUACGCCUCCAUACGGAAGGUGAAGAAGCUGGAGCGCGGCAGGAGGGAGGAAGUGGUGGAGGAUGGAGAAAGGGAGCACCAGAGCGUGUCCAGCAGCGAGUCCUCCAGCAGCACUUUGCCUAGGAAAACAGUGGAACCGUUUCACCUACCCAAUUUCCCAAAGAUCUCUGAAAUGUACUCUACCGUUUGUAAGACCCUGAAGAGGAGACACCAGCAGGGUCAAAGCCAGGAGGAUAGCAGGCCGACUCAGGCCGACUCUGCUGCGUCCCAAGCGGUGGACCGGGGCGGUGCGGGCUGCCCUUCCGCCGGUGCUGCAGGGGAAGAACCGUGGGGGAGGAGCGGCCCCCAGGAGGAGCCCUGCUACGAGCCUGUGGGCGAGAAGACGUGGCCCCGGGGCCUGGUGCAAGAGUCAGACCCGGCCUACGCCACAAUCGAUUCCCACCGGAAACGGGAGAAGCUGGCCAGCAACACGCUGAAGCCUAAAAAGAAACCCGCACAGGGUCCGGGCAGAGCCAUGACCUGCGAGAACUUUUACGAGACUAUCGGCGACGUGAAGCAGGGAGCAAAUGCAGCGAGCACCACCACUAUCUUUACCUUUAACGACGGCAUGGAAAUGUACGUUACGGGGCUAUAAAAAAGCCUGACUUUAACCGUCAAAUUAAACACCUACCUACAGAGGGGGGAAAAAAAAAAACUGCAGCCCUCUAAAAAAAAAAAGAGAAGAUAUACAGCCUACAGCUGCCAAACACACGCCAACCUACAUAACCACACAACCAAUGUAUAUUUAUUCUUACCAUAGGAGUGCACAAUCAGCUGCAACACUCAUGCAGACAAAACAACACUGAAUUGGCUGAACAAGGCCUGCAGCCGGGCUGUUUUUAGCUGAAAGGCAUGCUCACCAAAUCCAGGGAUCUAAACUGGUUUUUCCACCAUGCUACAGUUGCUAAUGAUAGUUUACUGCAGGGUUCAAAUCAAUAUGACUUUAAGACUCACUGUAGCACAGGGGAGUUUGCAUCUGAUUAUAUACACUGCCAGUGUACGUUU
Molecule: messenger RNA, 2001 nt
Organism: Sinocyclocheilus rhinocerous
Lineage: Eukaryota; Metazoa; Chordata; Actinopteri; Cypriniformes; Cyprinidae
Exons: 6
Coding region: 332-1591 (419 amino acids)
Biological process (GO): intracellular signal transduction; B cell receptor signaling pathway; T cell receptor signaling pathway
Cellular component (GO): plasma membrane; membrane raft
Source: RefSeq, a predicted model, not a curated record